AUGUAUAGCCUGUCUGGCCCUGGAUCACGACUAAACGCGCUCGAUAACGACGCGUUGCGAAACCUGAAGCUCGCCGAUCCCGAGCCCGCGUCUGGCCAAAACAUUGAAGUUUUGAUCGGCGCAGAUUUGUACGCUCAAGUUAUUCGGUCGGGAUUCCGUCGAAUAUCUCCCGAAGGGCCUAUUGCACAAGAAACUGCAUUUGGCUGGAUAUUAUCCGGACCGAUAGAUGCAGCGAGCAAGGCCCAGGGUCACGUGCGAACGUUGCAUUGCAAUAUACUCGAAUCGCUGGAUCACGCGAUUCGACGGUUCUGGGAAGUUGAAGAAAUCCCUUCGACCUCAGUACUGACAAAAGCAGAGGAAGAAUGCGAAGCGCAUUUCCAAAACACUGUCGCACGGGAUGCAACGGGAAGAUUUAUUGUCCGAUUGCCGUUUAAUCAUCCGAAACCGGAAGGUGCAUUGGGAGAUUCACUCCGUAUCGCCCUCUCCGCAUUGACAAGGUUGAGAAGGAAAUUGGACCAGGAUCAGACCCUCGUACGAGAAUACCAAGAGUUUCUCACGGAGUAUGAGUCGUUGGAGCACAUGACUCGUAUCGAGCCCUCUGAAAAAUCCAGACUCUACAUUCCGCAUCGAGAGGUCAUCCGUACGGAGAGUGCAACUACCAAACUGCGAGUCGUGUUUAAUGCGACGAGCCGUACGGUGGGUGGAAACUCCCUAAACGACAUCCUACACGUAGGGCCGAAAUUGCAGAACGACAUCACGUCCGUUUUGACGAGAUGGAGGCUGUACGAAUACGUGUUGGUGGCCGAUAUCGAGAAAAUGUUCAGACAAAUUCUCGUCGCCCCGCAGGAUCGUCGAUUUCAGUGCAUCUUAUGGCGCACGCCCGAAACCGAAGGGCUUCAAGCCUUCGAAUUAAACACCGUUACGUACGGAACGGCAUAUGCACCAUAUUUAUCGAUGCGUACUCUUCUCGAGCUGAAAAAACGGGACGGUGACAGAUUUCCUCUCGCCGCUCCGAUACUCGAGAAAGACAUAUACGUUGAUGACGUAUUUAUGGGGGCACCCGAUACGACCCUAUUGGAGAAAAUUCGUAUUCAAGUUUGCGAACUCCUACAGGGCGGCGGGUUUAAAUUGAGAAAGUGGGCUGGCAAUUCACAGAAAUUACUGCGAAACAUCCCACAAAAUUCUCACUCCCACGCUGUCGAUCUCACCUUAUUCGAUGACUCCGAACUCAAGGUGCUCGGAUUGCGAUGGAUACCAUCGGGUGAUUACUUCUAUUUCAACCUGCAACGGUUUCAACCGGCUGCAGGUCCGAUUACAAAACGGACUUUGUUUUCCGAAAUAGCCAAACUUUACGAUCCGCUCGGCUGGUUAUCACCAGUCGUAAUUCGGGCGAAGAUUUUGAUGCAAUCCCAAUGGCGGGAAAAAAUCCAGUGGGACGAUCAUGUCUCCGCGAAUACGUUAAAAUCGUGGAACACGUUUUGCGAGGAUUGGAGCAGUUUGGAAAAGGUAAAAUUUCCCAGAUGGAUCCGUUACGGAGCAGACACAGUUUCGGUGGAAUUACACGGAUUCUGCGAUGCUUCGCUCGGAGCGUACUCGGCCGUUACGUAUUUACGCGUAACGACCAUGACCGAGGAAGUUUACACAACCUUGAUCAUGGCAAAAACGAGGGUGGCUCCUAUAAAAACGCAGUCGAUUCCGAUUCUCGAAUUGAAUGGAGCUGUACUGCUUACCGAGCUUAUAGUGCACGUGGGACGGUCACUUUCCAUAAAAAUUGACCGCAUAAUCUGUUGGUCAGAUUCCACUAUUACACUUGCUUGGUUGAAAAAACAUGCUUCGACUUGGAAGGUUGUGAUAGCCAACCGAGUAUCAAAAAUCCAAACCUUGCUUCCGAAGGCUGAAUGGAGACACGUUCCCACCCGCUUCAAUCCCGCGGAUUUGAAUUCGCGCGGUGUCGAAGCAGCGGAACUCAUUCAGUCGAAGCUAUGGAUUUCUGGACCAGCAUGGUUGAGACAAUCUGAAGAAAAUUGGCCGAAAACGCCUGAUUCCAUCGAUACGAGCGAGGGCAAGCGCAUUCCGCACGCCCACGUUGCAACUCCAGAGAAAGAAUGGGAAUUCGUGUUUCGAUUCUCAACCUGGAGUAAGCUACUUCGCGUAACUGCAUAUUGUCUCCGAUUACGAAGACCGAUGCAAGGUGAGCGAAGGUCGUUCGAUGCAAACAUUGUCGAAGCUUCAGAAUUGCAGCUCGCCAAGGAAAGAAUCGUCCGCUACAUACAGCGAACGCACUUCGCGGGCGAGUACCAGUGCUUAAAAAAGCGCAGGGAAAUUCCCGCGAAAUCUCCAUUAAAACGUCUAAACCCGUUCCUAGACGCACACGAUGUCUUAAGGGUAGGUGGACGAUUGGAGAAUGCGACGCUGGCAUGGGAAGCGAAGCACCCCAUAAUUUUGCCAAAACAUCAUGUGUCCACCAUGAUAAUCCGGCAGUGCCACGUAAAUACGUUGCAUGGGGGCUUGCAGCUGACGAUAUCCAUGGUAAAACAGCAAUUUUGGAUCCUCGGUUGCAGAACUACGGCUCGAAAGGUCAUUCAUCAAUGCAUGAAAUGCGUGAGAUGGAGGGCACAAACCUCCACGCAGAUCAUGCAGGAUUUGACCUUGGAACGAAGUCGCCCAGCCCGGGCUUUUCUAAACUGCGGAGUUGAUUAUGCGGGACCGUACAAAGUCCGCGACUCCGCAGGCCGAGGAAAAACAGCUCAUAAAGCGUACAUAGCGGUUUUUGUCUGCUUCGCUACAAGGGCUGUCCACAUUGAACUCGUCCAUGAUUACACGACGAGUGCAUUUUUGGCUGCAUUGGAGCGAUUCAUUGCCCGACGAGGAAUCCCGUCCUGCAUAAGCAGUGACAACGGGACAAAUUUCGUCGGUGCAGAUCGUGAAUUAAGAAAACAUUUCAAUAUGGUGUGUAAAACGCCGGAAAUGCGAAACGAAUGUGGCCAGAAGGGCAUUCGGUGGAAAUUUAAUCCACCCAGUGCCCCUCACUUCGGUGGGAUGCAGGAAGCUGGUGUCAAAUCAGUGAAGCAUCAUUUGAAGCGCAUCAUAGGAGAAUUCACUCCCACGAGCGAAGAAUUACAGACGUUACUCUGUAAAAUCGAAGCCAGUUUAAACUCGCGACCGAUUGCCGCUCUGAGUGACAGCCCAGAUGAUUAG
Colletes gigas is the source of this 3198-nucleotide messenger RNA. RefSeq lists its product as uncharacterized. Gene Ontology annotation, molecular function: nucleic acid binding. The transcript has 2 exons. The record is from RefSeq and is a predicted model, not a curated record. Bases 1 to 3198 code for a protein of 1065 amino acids. Lineage: Eukaryota; Metazoa; Arthropoda; Insecta; Hymenoptera; Colletidae. Gene Ontology annotation, biological process: DNA integration.